GAUAUGCAGUUGUCGACAAACAAGCGAGCAAAGUAUAGAGGAAGCGAGUAUUCUCGACAAGUUGGCACUGACGCGGAUUGUCACACCUCGCCGACCUCGCACUUGACACACUUGUGACCAACCGGUCGGCGGUCACCGAGGAGGACGCAACGAAGGAAGAGCAAGAGCAAUGCAGAACACCUCGAAGGCGCAGCAGACGGCGCAGCAACCGAGCCGCACGUCCGUCGUACACCUGCACAGGAAGAAGCUGACCGAGUGGGAGAUACAAGAGCUGCAUCAGGAAUUGGAGACUGUCGACCACCUGAUAGAUUUGGACACCUUGUACGAGAGGCUGGGCACAAACGCAAAGACGGGCCUGACGAAGGAGCAGGCGCGUAUAAUCAUGGAGCGAGACGGACCAAACGCCCUGUCGCCGCCCAAGGUCACGCCGGAAUACGUCAAGUUCCUCAAGUGCAUGUUUCACGGAUUCGCCUCGUUGCUCUGGGUCUGCGCGGGUCUAUGCUUCGUCCUGUACGCCGUGACUUAUCUGACGCACGAGGCCGACGUUGGCAUCGCGUGGCUGGGCCUCAUCAUCGUUCUGAUAUGCAUCAUCUCGGGGGUAUUCGCGUACAUCCAGGAGAGCAAGAACAUCAAGGUGAUGGAGUCGUUCAAGAAGAUGGUGCCCACCUUCGCCACCGUGAUCCGCGGCGGUACGAAGCUGCGCCUGGGCACGGAGGAGCUGGUGCUGGGCGAUCUGGUGGAGAUACGCAUGGGCGACAAGAUCCCGGCGGACAUCAGGAUAAUCGAGUGUCGCGGCCUCAGGGUCGAGAACUCGAGCAUCACCGGCGAGAGCGAGCCGGUGGCGCGCACCGACUAUCCCACCGACCGCAAUCCCCUCGAGUCCGCCAACGUGGCGUUCUCCACGUCGUUCGCUGUCGCCGGCUACGGUAGAGGGAUCGUGAUCGCGACGGGCGAUCGCACCAUGAUAGGUCGUCUGGCCGGCCUGACGUCGCAGCUCGUCAAGAUCGAGACGCCGAUCGCCAAGGAGAUCAGACACUUCGUCGAGAUCAUCACGAUCGUGGCCGUUCUGUCCGGCCUGGCGUUCUUCGGCCUGUCGUUGCUGCUCGAGCCCAAUCUCGUGCGGGCCUUCACCUAUCUGCUCGGCAUCGUGAUCGCCAACGUGCCGGAGGUGCUGCUGGUGACCGUGACGACGGUCCUGACGCUGACCGCCCAGAAGAUGGCGAGCAAGAACUGCCUGGUGAAGAAUCUCGAGGCGGUCGAGACCCUCGGCUCGACGUCUGCCAUCUGCUCCGACAAGACCGGCACGCUCACGCAGAACAAGAUGUCCGUGUCGAAUUUGUGGUUCGGCCACACCAGGUACAACUUCCCGCCGGGCCAGACGAUCGGCGUCGAGAGGGAUCUGCUGCUGGAGAAGCCGGCCUUCGGCGUCAUGCUGCGAGCGGCCACCCUCUGCCUGCGCGCCGAGUUCACCGCCGAGUCUUUCAUGCUGGCGCCGAUCGAGGAGCGCGAGAUCAUCGGCGACGCGUCCGAGACCGGUAUCCUCAAGUUUUGCGAGCACAUCCACCCGACGCAGAGGUACCGCGAGAUUCAUCCGAAGGUCGCCGAGAUCCCGUUCAGCUCCACGACCAAGUGCCAGAUGUCGAUACACCGGGACGCCCGGGACGGUUACACCAUGAUACUCAAGGGCGCGCCGGAGGUGAUACUGGACAACUGCGCGACGAUACUGACGGCGGACGGGGAGACGAGGGAGAUGACCGCCAACGACCACGCGAUAUCACGCCGGGCCUGCAUCGAGCUGGGCUACCUCGGCGAACGCGUCCUGGCGUACUGCGACCUGGAUCUGCCCGGCAGCGCGUACGGGCCGAGUUACAGGUUCGACACCGACUCGCCCGCGUCCUACAACUUUCCCGUCCGGGGAUACAGAUUCGUCGGGCUGAUUAGUCUGCAGGACCCCCCGAGGCCGGGCGUGCCCGAGGCGGUGCACAAGUGCCGCACCGCCGGUAUCAAGGUGAUCAUGGUGACGGGCGAUCAUCCGGUAACGGCGAUGGCGAUCGCCAAGAAAGUGGGUAUCAUAAGCGAGGGCCACGAGACUGGUUACGAGCGAGCGAUCCUGCAGAACAAGUCUCAGACGCAGAUCAUCCAAGACCACUCGCAGGUGAUCGACGUCGGCGUCGGCGUCGGCGCGAUCGUCAUCACCGGCGCCGAAUUGAGGAACAUGGACGCGAGCGAGCUUGACAACGUCAUACGCAGUCACGAGGAGAUUGUGUUCGCGAGAACGUCGCCGCAGCAGAAGCUGCUAAUCGUCGAGAGCUGCCAGCGGCUGGGGGAGAUCGUCGCGGUGACCGGCGACGGCGUAAACGACUCGCCGGCGUUGCGCAAGGCCGACAUAGGGGUAGCGAUGGGGAUCGCUGGCUCCGACGUUGCCAAGAACGCCGCGGACAUGAUACUCAUGGACGACAACUUUGCGUCGAUCGUCACGGGCGUCGAGGAGGGCCGUCUGAUAUUCGACAAUCUGAAGAAGUCGAUCGCGUACACGUUAACGUCGAGCGUGCCGGAGAUGUUGCCCAUGUUGAGCGGCCUCUUACUCGCGAUCCCGCUGCCGUUGGUCAUCGAGCUUGUCAUCUGCAUAGACGUCGGCACCGACCUCGUUCCCGCGAUCGCUCUCGCCUACGAGAGGCCCGAGUCCGAUAUAAUGCGCCGAGCGCCGAGGAACCCGCGGUACGACAAACUGGUCAACAAGCGUUUGAUAUCCAUCACCUACGGCCAGAUAGGCAUGACGCAGUCGUUUGCUGGAUUCUACACUUACUUCAUGGUGCUUAUGAUGAACGGCUUUAUGCCCGACCGCCUGUUGGGCUUGCGAAUAGAGUGGGAGAACCCGUCCAUCAACGAUCUACAAGACUCCUGGGGCCAAACGUGGACUUACGAGAACAGAAUGAAUCUCUUGAUGGAGGCGCAAAGCGGAUACUUCCUCUCCAUCGUUAUAACGCAAAUGAUUGAUCUGGUCAUGUGCAAGACCAGGCGCAAUUCCAUCUUUCAACAAGGGAUGAGCAACUGGUUCGUUAACUUCGCCUUCGUUUUCGAAGUUAUCCUAACGGGGAUCUUGCUCUACGUUCCAGGCACGGAAUACGUGUUCAAGACCAUGCCUCUGAAGGCCUAUUGGUACUGGCCUUGCCUGCCGCUCGGCGCAUUUCUUUGGAUCUAUGACGAAUUGAGACGUUUGUGUAUCCGUCUCUUUCCCGGUGGAAUUAUGGAGAGAGAAACGUACUACUGACCGCGAGAUCCUCCUCCUUUCAGCUGCCUCGCAAAGAGAACGAGAACUCGCCGGAGAUGACGUUUAUCAAAUAACUCGGAUACUCGAGCGUUACCAAUAACUUUACGGGAGUAUAGUAUUUGUUAUUAUUAUCACCAGUGGCAAAGCAGUCCAAUUGUUACGAUAGAAUUUACCCCCAACUGUGCCGGAAGAUCCUCCUUUCCUCUUUAUUUAUAUCAAUAAUAAAAAAAUCUG
Molecule: messenger RNA, 3505 nt
Organism: Vollenhovia emeryi
Lineage: Eukaryota; Metazoa; Arthropoda; Insecta; Hymenoptera; Formicidae
Product: sodium/potassium-transporting ATPase subunit alpha-like
Exons: 2
Coding region: 170-3271 (1033 amino acids)
Biological process (GO): sodium ion export across plasma membrane; intracellular potassium ion homeostasis; proton transmembrane transport
Cellular component (GO): membrane
Molecular function (GO): ATP binding; ATP hydrolysis activity; P-type sodium:potassium-exchanging transporter activity
Source: RefSeq, a predicted model, not a curated record